GUCAAUGACAUGCGCCCGGCCCCGGAAGUCGUCGCGACCUUCGCCGCUCGGCACCUCGGACCCGUGAGAGCGACGGAAACUCGCUGCGACUCCGUCGGUGAUGUUCGACUCCGUCGGUGAUGUUCGACUGCAGAUGAUCUGAGACGUUUCAGAUUGAGCUCGUGAGACAAAGAAAAGCGAAGCCGCGAUGCUUCGUGUGUCGCUGCUGCUGCGAAGCGGAGGAGCCGCGAGGCGGUUUUCCUCGUCCUUCUCCGGUGCGAGCGUUCUGCCUCCGAACCUGCUGCUGCCGUCCAACCUCGUGGAUCCCGCCAGAUUGAAGCGUCCGCCUCCUCCCGCCGACUGCCCCCUGCCUCUUCUGAGGAAGUGUGACGCCGCCGUUCCAUCUCACCUGAGCCCCGUACAGACGUGGGUGGAGACGCUGCAGAGGCCGGACGGCGAGCCGCUGGGUUUGGCUCAGCUCCACCCUGACGUCUUCGCGGUGCGUCCGAGGCUCGAUAUUCUCCAUGACGUGGAAAGGUGGCAGAGAAAUUUUAAGAGAAUCAGCCACGCCAGCACAAAGGUCAGGUCAGAGGUCAGAGGAGGGGGCAAAAAACCCUGGAACCAGAAGGGAAGCGGACGAGCUCGUCACGGCAGCAUCCGAUCGCCCAUAUGGAGAGGAGGCGGCGUGUCUCACGGACCCCGAGGGCCGACCAGCUACUACUACAUGUUGCCCCUGAAGGUGCGGGUGCAAGGACUCAAGGUGGCGCUGAGCUCCAAGAUGGCGCAGGACUUCCUUCACAUCGUGGACUCCCUGAACAUCCCCACUCCGGACCCUCAGUACCUGCUGGACCUCGUCAGACACCGACACUGGGGAGACUCGGUGCUGAUAGUCCACGUAGGCGACGAGUUUCCUGAGAAUCUUCUUCAGGCGACGGAAAACCUGAAGACGGUGAACGUGAUUCCAGCCAUCGGUCUGAACGUCCACAGCAUGCUGAAGCACGAGGUCGUCGUCCUCACGCUGGACACCGUCAAGUUCCUGGAGGACAAGCUGCUGUGGCACGACCAGCGCUACACGCCGCUCUACCCGUUCAAACUGCCCUACGCAGACUUCCCGUAGAAUAACAUGUCACAUAUAAUGUAUUCACUUCUCUCAAUGACGCCACUGAUUAAAACAAACAAAUGCAAAUCUUUAUUAAAAGUAUCUAAAAGGCAGGUGGAGAACAAAACGGGUCUGACAUCAAUAGUUGAACUUGCUCGGAGCGAUGCCGUUGGCCAGGUCGCUCCUGAUCUUCCAGCAGAGCGCCGGACGCUUCUUCUCCGUCGGCACGACGUACGUGUUGGGCACGUAGACCCUCCGGGGUUUAGGCUGCGAACACAGAGAGAACGAGACUUUUAACAAAAAAACUUUACAAACUGUUUGACGUGUAAUGUUUUGAGCUCAAUACUGCGGGUUUGUAUUUGUGUAACGAUAUUUGUCACAUUCGACUGUUGUGUUGGAGGUAAUAAAAAGUUUUGCUGAGUGGAAA
Messenger RNA from Scophthalmus maximus (turbot), 1505 nucleotides. RefSeq names its product mitochondrial ribosomal protein L4 (gene mrpl4). Gene Ontology annotation, molecular function: structural constituent of ribosome. Gene Ontology annotation, cellular component: ribosome. The transcript is spliced from 9 exons. The record is from RefSeq and is a predicted model, not a curated record. Gene Ontology annotation, biological process: translation. NCBI's taxonomy places the organism in Eukaryota, Metazoa, Chordata, Actinopteri, Pleuronectiformes, Scophthalmidae. The coding region runs from base 188 to 1096 and encodes 302 amino acids.